AUGGAUAGUUCCUCAUCUAAUAAGCUAUCAAUGCCCUCAGAAGCAUCAGAAAUUCGUGACGAUAUUUAUUCGGAAAAAUUGCCAAAUUUGCAGCAAGAUAAAAUUUCAUUGAAUAGUGAAAAAAGACUGGAAAGAGAAAAUGAAAAACCAAAUUUAAAUAAAUCUUUUUAUGAAUUCACGUUGGAAAUUAAAAAAUUUAUAAAAUUUAUUGGGCCUGGUUAUCUCAUUGCGGUCGGAUAUUUGGAUCCCGGAAAUUGGGCAACCGAUUUAUCAGCUGGAUCACAAUUCGGAUAUGCUCUUUUAUUCAUAAUUCUCUGUUCAAACUUUAUGGCAAUGCUAUUACAAAUGUUGGCUAUUAAAUUAGGCGUGGUUACAGGUUUAGACCUGGCUCAAGCCUGUAGAGCUUUUUAUCCAAAAUAUGUGAACCUUUUUCUUUACGUAUUAUGUGAACUUGCCAUAAUAGCAUGUGACUUGGCAGAAGUUAUUGGUAGUGCAAUUGCGCUAAAUCUUCUAUUCAAGAUUCCACUUCCUUGGGGCGUUGCUAUUACAGCAGUAGAUGUUUUCAUAAUCUUGUUUAUUUAUAGAGAAAAUGAUAUGAAAUCAGCUCGUAUAUUAGAAUCUUUGGUUAUGAUGUUAGUGGGAGUAGUUGGUGUUUGCUUUGUUUUGGAAUUGGUUUAUGCUAAACCUGAUAGUGUAGAUGUUUUAAAAGGUUACUUACCAAGUUCAGGAAUCUUUACAAAUAGUAAAGAAUUAUAUAUUGCAGUAUCAAUUGUGGGUGCUACUGUGAUGCCACAUUGUAUUUACCUACAUUCUCACUUGGUCAAAGUUCGAAAGUUAAGAGAGGAAAAUCAAGGAAUUAAAUAUCAAAAACAAAGUGGUUUAAUGAAAAAAAGUGAUGGUUCAGCAAAAAAAUUUUUUAAGGAAAUUAUAGGUAGCACUAUAAAAUUUUCAGUAUUAGAUUCAAUAGUAGCACUUACUUUUGCAUUAUUUGUUAACUCAUCUAUUUUGAUAGUAUCUGCUGCAAAUUUUUAUUAUGUUGAUGAACCACCAAUUGUAGCAAAUUUAUUUGAUGCAUAUAAUUUAUUAAUGCGUUUGGGUCAAGCUGCAGCAAUAUUAUUUGGAGUAGCAUUAUUAAUGGCUGGACAAAGUUCAACUCUUACAGCAACUAUUGCAGGACAAGUAGUUAUGGAAGGAUUUAUGGGAUGGAAAAUAAGACCUUGGUUAAGAAGAUUGAUUACAAGAUCAUUUGCUAUUAUUCCAGCAAUGUUUAUUGCAAUAUUAAGAGGAGAAAAUGGAAUAAAUGAAUUAUUAGUGGCAAGUCAGGUGGCAUUAAGUAUACAAUUACCAUUUGCAGUAGUUCCCUUGGUAUGGUUUACUAGUUGUAAAAAAUAUAUGAGGGUUGAUGUUCGAGAGUUAUGCAAAAGGGAAUUAGAUAAUGAAGAAGAUAUUGAAAUAGGUGAUGACAAUGGAAAAAUUCAAUCCAUUACAGAAAUGUCACAUGAAUUUCAAAAUUCAAAUUCAGUUAAUAAUGAUGAUGAAAAAUAUAUUAUGGAUUUUUCAAAUUCUUAUAUAUUGAGUGGAUUUGCAUGCAUAGUUAGUUUAAUAAUUAUUUCCUUGGACUUGUAUUUAGUUUUUGAUAUUAUUCGUGGUAUUAUAAAAGGUGAAAGUAUAGAUUGA
Diversispora eburnea is the source of this 1677-nucleotide messenger RNA. NCBI's taxonomy places the organism in Eukaryota, Fungi, Glomeromycota, Glomeromycetes, Diversisporales, Diversisporaceae. The record is from the annotation of a GenBank genome assembly.